CAUAAUCUUGUUACACAUAUAUUUGAAGAUUUAUACCAUCUCGUUGAGUUGCAAAUUCAAAAUACCAAUGAUAAUAUUUUACUAGAUGGUACAAGUCUUUUAAAUUUAUCUGUAUUAAUAACUACAACUCAAUCUAGUCAUAGUGAAUAUGGUUUAUAUAUUAAUAACUAUGCUAGCAAACAAUUUAUUGCUACAAUUGCAUGUAUUAUUGAAGAAACUAUACUGAAUGAAUUACAAACAUCUGUAGCAUAG
Racocetra persica is the source of this 252-nucleotide messenger RNA. The record is from the annotation of a GenBank genome assembly. NCBI's taxonomy places the organism in Eukaryota, Fungi, Glomeromycota, Glomeromycetes, Diversisporales, Gigasporaceae.